GCAGGGCGCCUUCCUUCCAGCAGGGGGCAGCAGUGACACACACACUCACACUCACACAGAGGAAACGAAAGUGAAACCCUCCAGCCGGCGGGUCGCCCCCCGCGUGGGACAAGGGCAAAUCUGGCCCCACUCGGGCGCACUCCCCCAAGCCCCAUGGCUGAUCAGACCCCCCCAGAGAGCGACCGGCGUCCCGCCGACUUCACGGAGGAGUACGACGUCAUCACCGACGAGGACAUCGCGGAGAUCAGAGACGCCCUGGAAGGGGGCCGGCUGGACGAAGCCGCCGCCAAGAUCCUGGAGAGCCUGGAGGACUUGGAGAACGCCCCGCUGGACAUUGCCGUGACGGGGGAGUCUGGCUCCGGCAAAUCCUCCUUCGUCAACGCCGUCCGCGGCCUGCGGGACGAUGACGAGGGAGCGGCCGCCACGGGGGUGGUGGAGACCACCACGGAGCCGACGCCGUAUCCCCACCCCACGCACCCCAACGUGACGCUGUGGGACCUGCCGGGCAUCGGCACCCCGGACUUCCAGUCCCACGCCUACCUGGAGCGGGUGGGCUUCCCCCGCUAUGAUUUCUUCAUCCUCAUCGCCUCCGAACGCUUCCGGGCCAGCCACGUCCAGCUGGCCCAGGAGAUCCAGAAGAUGGGCAAGCGCUUCUACUUCGUGCGCUCCAAGGUGGACGCCGACCUGUACGCGGCCAGAAAAAGGCGGCCGGCGAGCUACAGCGAGCAGGGGGUCCUGACGCAGAUCCGGGACGACUGCUGCCGGCGGCUGCUGGCCGAAGGGGUGGCUUCCCCGACUGUCUUCCUCCUCUCCAGCUGGGAGCUGGGCAGCUACGACUUCCUGGCGCUGGAGGAGACCUUGGAGAAGGAGCUGCCUGCUCACAAGAGACACGCGUUCCUCCUGGCUUUGCCCAACCUUUCGCUGAGCAUCCUGCAGAGGAAGAAGGAAGCCAUGCAGAGGCAGAUCUGGAAGCUGGCCGCCAUCUCCUGUGGCGUGGCUGCUGUCCCCAUCCCGGGGCUCUCGGUGGUUUGCGACGUGACCAUCCUGGUCAAAACCCUCUCCGAGUACCGCCAGACCUUCGGCUUGGACGACGAGUCGCUCUGCAAGCUGGCCGAGAAGGUGGGCAAACCCGUGGAGGACGUCAAGGAGGCCAUCAGGUCGCCUCUGGUCAGGGAGAUCUCCAGGGACCUGGUGCUGAAGUUGCUGACCAAAGCCGGAGGGGGGGCGCUGAUGUUCAUAGAGUACCUGGCCAGCACGGUGCCAGUGUUUGGGUCCAUGGCGGCCGGGGGGAUCUCCUUCGGAACCACCUAUUACAUGCUCCGCAGCUUCCUCGAGGAAGUUGCCAGGGACGCCCACAAUGUCCUCAUCAAGGCCUUUGAGACGGAUGUUUGAAGAGGGACCAGGGAGCCCCGCGGUCGGGGCGAGGGGGGGUCUUGGCCAUGGCACUGAGCUCAGUCCACCGGCCAUGGCAGAAAUCCCCACGCGGGAGAGAUUUCGGAGCCGGAUCCUCAGCGAGAGUAAAUCGGUGUUGGGUCGAUGGACACUGGCUGGGGAGUCAGCUGGUAUCAGAGCAGCAUGCGACUCGCUGGCCUCCACGGGCUCUCCAGACCUGUCCCCAGGGGCACCUGGUCCGUGCCAGCUGUGCAGUCUCCCCCCACGGAGGGGGAAAGCAAACCAGGGGGGCACGGGAGGCCACGGGCUGUGGUGCUAUUUUGGGGCCCUGCAGGGGGCGCCUUGCGGCUCCCAGUGGAGGAUUGUGGGAGCUCAGCGCCCCUGGUCUGGGAUCAGCCUCGCUUUGGUGCAAUCAGGGAACGGUUCAGCAAAACGUGGGAUUGUUUUGCAGGUGGUUGAUUAAAAAACAAAUUUUAAAUUAAA
Messenger RNA from Mauremys reevesii (Reeves's turtle), 1875 nucleotides. Its product is annotated as interferon-inducible GTPase 5-like. Gene Ontology annotation, molecular function: GTP binding; GTPase activity. Lineage: Eukaryota; Metazoa; Chordata; Testudines; Geoemydidae. The transcript is spliced from 2 exons. The record is from RefSeq and is a predicted model, not a curated record. Gene Ontology annotation, cellular component: membrane. The coding region runs from base 154 to 1392 and encodes 412 amino acids.